Molecule: messenger RNA, 6680 nt
Organism: Asterias rubens (European starfish)
Lineage: Eukaryota; Metazoa; Echinodermata; Asteroidea; Forcipulatida; Asteriidae
Product: telomerase-binding protein EST1A-like
Exons: 20
Coding region: 92-5128 (1678 amino acids)
Biological process (GO): nuclear-transcribed mRNA catabolic process, nonsense-mediated decay
Cellular component (GO): telomerase holoenzyme complex
Molecular function (GO): protein binding; telomerase RNA binding; telomeric repeat DNA binding
Source: RefSeq, a predicted model, not a curated record
GGCGAAGAAGAUUACCGCGUAACUUUACGCUGAGCUACAAAACAGCGCUGAAAACAACCGUAAAAGAAGAUCAACGUGUGAUCAAAGAGAUAUGGCAAACAGGGAUACUGAUGAUGAUGUGUUUCCUAAGGCGUCUCGUCAAAAGAAAGAUGUCCGUCGCCCAGACCUGGCCAUCUACAAGCCCGGCCAGUCUCGUCUUAUGAAGAGACCAGAAGAUGAAAAAGCCAAAUCUGCUGCCCAAGACAGCAACACAAGUACUAAGAGCCCUGCCAAAGACACUCACACAUCACAGGAAACUUCACACGUACAAAACAGAAAACUCAAACCAGAACACCCCACACAUGAAAGCAAAAUUACUCCCAAAGAGCAGAAGUCAGCUAGACAUGAGCAUUUUCCAUCCAAAGGGGGUCAACAUAAACAGUUAGCUAAUCGCGAUAGAUUUUCUGGUAGUAAUAGAGGCGGCAGUAACAGAACUGGACGGAACCAUGAAUCAAAACCUCACCACCAUGAAAAAAGUAUUGGCGAUAGACAGAAGGAAGCAGAAGAAAAAAGUAAGAGUGUAAAAGUUUCAGACGUUCAAUCGGUUAGUGAUGAACAGCAACCGAAGGUACAGAGUCAGCUUCGAUGGCUCGGUCCUCAAGGUCGGAGAAAAAUUGCAAAAGAAGAUCAACAAAUCAAUUCGCCUCAAAAUGAGCUUCAAGGAGGAGUUCCAGAAAUAAUAAAUGCUGCUUCAAAGAAUGCCAAAUCUGAUUCUGAUACAUCGAGUAUUGAUAAAUCGGGAUGCCAAGAUGUCCCUCGGAGUAAUCGAGGAGGCUGGGUUGGGAAACAGGAAUCGUCUCACAACAAGGCUCUUGAUAGACCUUCUCUAGGUGCAAACCAAUCCUCAACUAGCCAGAGCAAGACACAAGCAGCUGCAAAACAGGACUUCUCACAUAGAACGCAAGAACAUGGAAAGGGUAGCAACCAUCAAUCAAGAAGGUAUCCUCAUCCCCAAGAAGGAAGGAGGGGUUCUAAAGACGGUGAACAACAUAAACAGAGGGAAGAUGUAAUAUCUUCAAGAUUGAAUGCUAAGACCAACGUUGCACCUGUAGAUAAACCUUCAAACAAUAAAUCCUUGAAGCCAAAGAAGCCAGAACGUCCUCUGUACGUUUCUCCGAAGCUUACAGCCGAAGCUGCACCACUUAAUGAGUUACAAGUUGGAGAUACUCAUCUAAGUGACGGUGGACUCACUUCAAAGCCAUUAGCAUCCGAAGGAACAAUUGAAACAAUGGUCUUCACCUCAAGGAAAGGAUUAACUCAAAAUUUGCAACAGAUAUCAAAACCCACUCCUAAGCAGAACGUUCCUGAAAAGUUCACAAUUGAAAAUAACCAGAAAGUUGCAAUGAAGUCCCUACUAGAUCUUCAAGUGUCUCCGCCUAGGGAGAGCACAAGAGGGAAGCUGACCCAGGAUGUGGUAAGACCUCAGAGCUCGGAGCCAAGGCCUCAAGUGACUCACUCAUCCAAGAGGUACUCGGCAAGACGAUCUCGGCAACGAUUCAACAGCGAGAGCUCAACUGGAAGCGAUAAUAGUCAAUUUGUGGAACCAGUAGCAGCAAAGCCAGUGGAGGGGAAUGGCGACUUGGAACACAUUGAUUCAAGGCUUCAUGGCGUAGGCCUUGAGAGUAACCCAAGCCGCUCACAUGAACCCAUCUCAAACAGAGACUCUCGUCAUCAUCAAGGCACGACGAUGACCCAGAAAAAUAAAUCCGAGAAUCAAAAUCUCAAAAAGCAGCUGAGUUCAAGGCAAAAUGACAGAGGGGGUAGAGACUUCGAGGAGGGAAGGAAUAACACAGAGAGAGCAAAACUGUCGGUUACUUUCAGCAGCCAGGUUCAUGAAGUGAAAAUCACCCAGGAGGAAAGAAGUGGUGGUGGAUCUGAAUCAGAAGAUGCAAGAGCUGAGGAGAGACGUUGGUCAGGCAGACAAAAUCACCAACAUGAACGAGAUUCCAGGCGACAACAUGGCGCGGAACAAACUAAAUCAGAGAAUGUGUCAUUAGGUGGUGGACUUAUACGUAUUCCUCAGAAACCAGACGACAAUACACCAACCCAUCACCCUUCAUCACAACCUUCUCAUCCCCAUUCCAAUCAACCUUACAAACCCGUCUUCGACCAGCACUAUCCAACAUCACAGACAAAGGAGGACCAACGAACAAAAGAUAGGGGCCGCCACAGCAAAAAAAAUCUACUGUGGGAUCCCAACAAGCCUGCCGAGAAACCGGCUCUUUUGUCUACAAAGAAACCAGAAUCAUCUGAGCUUCAGUUUUACGAUCCGGAGCACGAUGGUGCUGGAAACGAACACGGAUUUGACCCCAGAGGUCAAUUUCAACACUCUGGCUACUCUCCAUACUAUCCCCCGGCUCAAACCAUGCAAGUGCAGCCUGGGCUUUAUCCUCAACAAGGUUUCAACCAACCCAUGUCAUGGGCUGAGCAAGUAGAAGCCCACACGGACUCACAGACCCAAGCUAGGAGUUCUCCUUCGGCACCUAUUCAUAACUACACAGGGAACUUUCCCCCCUUGGGGUCUUCGCCGAACUCUGCUCCAGCAAUGCCGAAUCCGAGCUCUAUGCAAACAUCAGGGAGUUCUCAUUCUGCUUUCAAGACCCUACAAGACACGGUCAGAUAUGAGAACAGUCUCAACAAUGCAGUGUCACGCCGUUUCCAUGGUGAUGAGAGCGUACAAAAGGUUUUGAAACUCAGCCAAGAACUUGAGCGCAUGUAUGAGUGUGUUAUCCUAUUGGAUCUGGAGAUGUGCAACAAGCACAAUGUGGAGCAGCUGUUAUGGAAGACUUCAUACUAUCAGAUCAUUGAGGUACUACGGAGACAAGAGACUGAAUCGGAAGAAGCUGGAUUCUAUAAGACAUACCUCCUUCGUCUUCUCUCUCACGGCAAUGAGUUCUACAAUGCACUUCUAGAAAAAUUAGAAUCCACAUACGAUUUUAGGUUAGAGUCCCGUACCGGGCUGGAUCCACUGCGUGAAGAACCAAGAAGAACGGUCAAGCUAGCCUUACUCAGUGCUCAGCGAUGCAUGAUAGCACUAGGUGACAUUGCUCGUUACAAGGAACUCACCAACGAGACCACUAAUUAUGGAAAAGCAAGAGGUUGGUACCUCAAAGCUCAACAUCUGGCGCCCAGAAAUGGUAGACCUUACAACCAGCUUGCCAUCCUUGCUUUGUACACGAGGCGGAAACUGGAUGCAGUGUACUACUAUAUGCGUAGCCUGGCAGCCAGCAAUCCUUUCCUGACAGCAAGAGAAAGCCUCAUGUCACUCUUUGAGGAGAUCCGAAGAAAGAUUGAGCAUAAGGAGAAAGCCCAGAUCCAAGCCAAGCUUGAGAAGGAGAAUUCCAGAGAGGAUGAUCGGAGACGAAAGAGCCGUGAACGACGAGGCGGAAGGAGAUGCAAGGAAGAUUCCACAUCGACAAGGAAGGAGAUUUGGAUUGCUACGGAUGGAAGCAGCCAUGAUGGAUCCGAACUACAAGAUGAUGAGAAUGAUUCAGACGCUGAACUGAAGAGGAUGACCCCGGUUGAGGUCAAUAAGAAGUUUGUUCUGAGUUUCCUCAAUGUCCAGGGAAAGCUCUUCACAAAAAUUGGCAUGGAGGCCUUUGAGUUCAUCACGGAUGGAAUCUUAAAGGAGUUCAAUAUUCUCCUAUCUCAUUCACCAACACCCAUUACCAGCACAAGACUCAUUCAGGUUAUGGCUGUUAAUAUGUUUGCUGCACACAACACGGAUGAAUCCUCCAGAGAUGAUAUGCGUUCGUUACUUCAAGAACAGGCAAUUCAACUGGGUCUGGAUAUGUUUGGUCUCCUCGUUAACAGAUGUAACCAAUUACUCAAAGAGCAUCUGAACUCAAGCUCCAAUAGCCGUGAGUUAUUGAGUGAUGAUCUGUUGGAAUUACUGCCAGGUGUCAAGGUCUAUGCUGAUUGGUUGAUGUGCCAUCCAAGUUUAUGGAAUCCAUCGCCGAGUUGUAACGAGAAACCAUUCAGCGUUUCUGUUGAUGUAUGGUCCUGCCUGGCAGAACUUCUAAACACCCUCAAGCAAAUUGACACAACGGUGGUCAAGUUUGUCAAGAAAACUGAUGACAAUGAAUGUCAAGAGAUUUUACUACCUGAGGAUGUUCAGCUCUCUGGGUUCGUUCCGCUGCUAGCUCUCCCUCUACAGCCAGUCUAUGUAUCCAAAGAAACAGACAAGUUGGAAGCAAUGGACUGUGUUCGUAUCAUCUCCCUUCUGCUAUUUGGAGAGUACGCCUGCGGACAGGAAACUCCACUCAUGGCGUACGAUGUGACCAAUAAAUGCUAUGUGUCCAUCGCUCCUGAGCCCAUACCACAGGAAGAACCUGGACAUGCAAGGGACCAGGAGGACGAUGAUGUGAUUCUCGAGGAGAGUUAUUUUGACGAUGAGGAGGAGCUGCCUGAAGAGUCUGUAGAUGGUUCAGGAGACAUCAGUGGGCUGAGACAGAAGAAAGAAGACUUACAACGAGUGCUGCAGGAACAACAACAGAAACAAGCACAGAGACAGGCUACGAUGGAUAUCCACCGCCAGCAGCGAGGAUUAGAGUUGGAGAUCAGACCCUUAUACCUGGUACCUGACACGAACGGAUUCAUUGACCAUCUGGCUGAGAUUCAAUCUCUACUCUCAUGUAGGAAAUAUAAACUGGUGAUACCCCUUGUAGUCAUCAAUGAAUUGGACGGCCUGUCCAAAGGUAGCCUUGACAACCAGUACGAGGAUCAAAGUCACGCUCGUAAGGUACAGGAGGGGGCGGAGCAAGCUAUCUUGUGUCUGGAGGAGAAGUUUGAGCAGAGGAAUAAAUACCUGAGGGCGUUGACGAGUAAGGGUACCGUGCUGGACACGAUAGCGUACCGUAGCGAAGAGGUAGACUUCAAGGUAUGUAAUGAUGACCUGAUUUUGAGAUGCUGUCUUCAUUACAUUGAUGACCGAGCCAAGGACUUCAUGCCAACAGAUAAAGAUGCACCGAUCCGCUUGUAUCGUGACGUAGUAUUGCUGACCAACGACCGCAAUCUGAGAGUAAAAGCUCUUCAACAGAAUGUACCUGUAAAAGAGAUCAGGGCCUUCGCCAAAUGGGCCAAAGUUUGAAGCCUGAAAACCAUUCAUUGGUUGAAAUAAACAAAAGGGAUCGUCUUCGGUGUGAAACCAGACGACGAAGCAAAAUAGGCUUUGGGUCCAUUUGUAGCAUUCCUAUUGAUAUGACAAUGCCGAAAAUAAUUGCAUUAUUGUUUUAGGAACCAUCUAGAUUGUGCGGUAGUUUGGUGGACAGAAGGGUUUUGGCAACUUUCACUUUUCACCUUGGGCCAAGGUUUAAAGCUGGAAAAGCAUUCAUUGGUUGAAAUAAACAAAAGUGAUCGUCUGCGGUGUGAAACCAGACGACGAAACAAAAGAGGGUUUUGGUCCAUUUGUAGCAUUCCUAUUGAUAUGACAGUGCCUAAAAUGAUUGCAUUAAUUUUAGAUUGUGCGUUAGUUUGUUGGGCGGAAGGGUUUUUGCAAAUUUCACUUAUAAAUGUGAAACGUUGUUUUCACUUGGUAGGAUGAUUGGUAAAGUGUAACAGAUUGGUAUUGGUCUGUUACCAUUCAUAAAUGAUGGCCAGCCAAUCAGAAAUGUGGGUUGCAUCACAUGAUCAGAUUUCCAUACUGUGUUUGACAGCAGGACAUUGUUCUCAUUGGCAAGAACAAAUGUACGUGUAGUUGAUGUUGCGAGUUAUAAAUGAUAACCUUUCUUUGUAAUGUCACCUAAAAGUUGACAAAAGAGAAAGUAGGUUUGAACAGCAGUAGUAAGUGUGUCUAUGCCUCAAUGCAUGUAGGUCUUUGUCGUGCACACUCGAUGCAUAAUUUGUGGCAUUCACCCAGUAAUGCAGCAACCUUGCUUACAUUUUCUUGGAAGCUUGUUCUUAGAAAAUGCUGGCCAUUUUUAUACCAAUUUAUAAGGCGUUGAUUUUGUUGCUCAUUGUGCUAAAGCUGUAGGUAGAGGAACAAUCUACAUGUAAUAUCCCGCUUAUAGAGGAGCUAUACAGAAGCUAUGAUGAGUGGUUAGACUUAGCGCAAUUAAUGCCAGAACCAUAAUGCAAGCUUCUACUUUGGUACAAUACAUGAACAUUGAAUCCAAUGGGAGACUUUUGGACGGUAUUUUUUCACAGUUCUCCCCAGUAGUGCGCAAUGUGCGUGCUCAGACCAUACCCGCACAAUACUGAGCAUGUGCGCGCAUGCUCAGAGUCCUGAAAAAAGAUCGUUAUGUCUGCUGCCACUAGCGUCUCAAAAGUCUCUGAUUGACAUCGAUGGGGGACACAUGGGGUGGGUUUUCGUUGGUUUCAGUCAAUGGCCAGUGAUCAACCAAUGUCAGGUUCAACUGAAACAGUUAUUGGUUAUGACCGCGAAAACGCAUCCCUGGCUUACACUGUCUUAAAGAACAGACUGAUCAGAAUAGUUGUGGGACAAAACUAGGCUUAUUGUAAUAAGUCUUUACAAAACAAACUGUGACAAUAUUGUAGGUCAUCCUUGUGGGGCAUGACAUGUUAGAGGGUCGCUCAAUAACAACUGGUUACUCCAACCAGCUGUAGGUAUAGAGGUACCAGUGCUGAGCCGAACAUUAAAAGAGUUGUGACAACUUUUGAUUAUGAGCCAUUUUAUGUAUAAA